AUGGCCGCCGAAAAUGUCGCAAAAGACGUACAGGCCCGCCGUGAAGACGAGGCGCCGGACAGUGUGAAUGAAGUGUCCGAUGUGCAGGCUGGUAAGGCCAAGAGUGUCAACGAAGCCCUUGAAGAGGAAUACGACGAGGACGAGGACGAAGACUUUGUACGCGGGAAGACACGACUUACAAUGCAGACCGCCGACGGAGACGAUACGGAGGAAGACGACGAUGAAGACGAAGACGAAGACGAAAACGAAGGCGGCGGCGAAGGCGACGAGGACGACGAUGAGGACGAAGACGGGGACGAAGACGAAGACGAGGAGGAAGACGAAGACGAGGAGGAAGACGAAGACGAAAACGACGACGUCCAACUCGGCAAGCGCAAGCCCGGUGAGGAUGAGGAAGAAGAGGAGGUCGAAGACGAAGAAGAGCCGCCCAAAGUCCGCAAAACCGACUAA
Molecule: messenger RNA, 450 nt
Organism: Malassezia vespertilionis
Lineage: Eukaryota; Fungi; Basidiomycota; Malasseziomycetes; Malasseziales; Malasseziaceae
Exons: 3
Coding region: 1-450 (149 amino acids)
Source: RefSeq, a predicted model, not a curated record